Coffea eugenioides is the source of this 947-nucleotide messenger RNA. RefSeq lists its product as uncharacterized. The record is from RefSeq and is a predicted model, not a curated record. Lineage: Eukaryota; Viridiplantae; Streptophyta; Magnoliopsida; Gentianales; Rubiaceae. The transcript is spliced from 12 exons. The annotation marks the transcript as partial.
CGAAGAAGUCUUCAAGCUCCCUUUAUCUAUCAAACACGCGAGCUAAUCAGAUAAUAUUUUUAAUAUUUUCAAAAGGGCAAAGGAAAGUCCCCCGUUAGGGUUUGUUCCUGUGAUCGCGGCUCAGCUUCCUCCUAGCCAUGGCUAUGCAAGCGGGUUUCGGCGUCUCCCGAAUACUGAUUUUAGUCGGCGCAGGUUAUACGGGGACUGUGUUGUUGAAGAACGGUAAAUUAUCUGAUGUGUUAACCGAACUUCAGCAUUUGAUAAAAAGGUAUGAGAAAGAUGGGGAAACAGAAGGUGAUUCUGAUGCUAUGGCUGUACAGAUCCGUCGAUUGGCAAUGGAGGUUCGACAGUUGGCAUCUGCUCGCCCAAUUACCGUCCUUAAUGGUGGUUCUGGACAGAAUGCCUUAGCAGCUCUGGUGCCUGCUGCUGCUUUGGGUGCCUUGGGUUAUGGGUACAUGUGGUGGAAGGGCAUUUCAUUCUCAGACCUCAUGUAUGUGACAAAGCGUAAUAUGGCAGCCGCCGUGGAGAACUUGACAAAGCAUCUGGAGCAUGUGUCUGAUGCUCUCGCUGCAGCAAAGAAGCACUUGACUCAGAGAAUUGAGAACUUGGAUGGUAAACUGGAUGAGCAAGUGGAGAUGUCAAAAUUAAUUAGAAGCGAGGUUACAGAUGUUCGUGGUGAUCUUUCGCAAAUUAACUAUGAUUUGGAUGAAUUGCAGAGGAUGGUUGCUGGUUUGGAUGGCAAACUUCUUUCCAUGGAAGCCAAGCAGGAACUUGCAAAUACUGGAGUUUUGUAUUUGUGCAGCGUUGUUAAUGGGAAAAGGGUAAAAAUGCCAGACAGGCUCCAGGAUCAACUCAAAGUUGUUGGCAACUCAGUUCCCAGUCUCAUGGGUCUUAAAGAUGUUGUAGAUACAGUGGAAUCUGCAAACAACAAUAGGUUGAUUAUUGAU